Molecule: messenger RNA, 2138 nt
Organism: Melanaphis sacchari
Lineage: Eukaryota; Metazoa; Arthropoda; Insecta; Hemiptera; Aphididae
Product: glucosylceramidase-like
Exons: 10
Coding region: 563-2107 (514 amino acids)
Biological process (GO): glucosylceramide catabolic process
Molecular function (GO): glucosylceramidase activity
Source: RefSeq, a predicted model, not a curated record
UGCACAAUAUGUAUUCAUGCUGAGGACACCUGACGCACGCUAUGAUUAUACAUUGCAAAUUACGUGCUUGUUUCUUUUAAGUUUACAUUGUACCAAAACUUUUUAAAUUUAAAUAUAUUAUUAAAUUAGGUAUAUUAAAUACGUGUGCGUAUUGGAAAGUUUUUUUAGUUUCGCCCGUUACGGAUGAGUGUACGUAUUGUUUGCAUCGUCGGACUGUAUACGAUUAAAUCAAUUGCAGUCUUUAAUAUAUAACUUGAUGGUGCAUUACUUUAAUAUAUUAUCAUAAUAUGCUGAAGACUGUCGUACAGCAGGAUCAGUCAAACUGAUAUACUAUGCAGUGGAAAUCUAAGGGUUGGAAGAAAACGACGAAAUGUUAAGUUUAAACAAAAAGGGAACUAAUAUACACAAUAUAUUGUAAUAUAUUUAUAUACAACACGUCUCGUUGUCUGGCAAGCUGACUGUAGCACGUGUGGACACGACGCCAUAGAACACGCGUGGACUGUCGAUAGCGCGUUGUGUGAUCGCUUAUGAUAAUUUACCACACACAUUAAACACGGUUGAAAUGGCUACGCUACUGAAAAAAUUAAUGUCAAUCGUGGCAAUAAUGAUGAUAACUGGAUCGAAAGUGAUAGCUGCGGACGAUUGUUGGCCCAAAAAAUUCGCUUACGGUAUGGUGUGCGUGUGCAACUCGACAUACUGCGAUCGAAUACCGGAACCGGAAAUAUUAUCUGUCGGCAAAUAUGCGUUGUACACGUCUUCAAAUAUUGGAAUUCGAAUGCGCAGAAGCGUUGGGUCUUUUGUCCCAUCGCUCGACUCGCAAUGGUCCGGCGAUGAGAUAGACGUGGAUGUGACGACCACGUACCAAACAAUACACGGUUUCGGCGGUGCUUUCACAGACUCUGUGGGCAUUAAUGUCAUGGCGCUAAGCCCGAACUCCCGACUUAAUCUUCUUAAGUCUUAUUUUUCUGAUGACGGUAUCAAGUACAACAUUGGACGAGUUCCGAUAGGCGGCACCGAUUUCUCGACGCGCAAGUAUACGUAUGCCGACAAUAAAGGCAUACCAGACUUGAACAAUUUCGAACUAGCUCCUGAAGACGUAGAAUACAAAAUACCACUGAUAAAGAUUUCAAUGAAUAUGGCAUCGGACGAAAUCAAGUUGAUUGGAUCAGCGUGGUCAGCCCCGCCGUGGAUGAAAACCAACAACGACUAUUCCGGCAUAGGUUAUCUCAAACCAACAUUUAUGGAAGCAUGGGCAGAAUACCAUCUAAAAUUUUUAGACGAGUAUCGCAAACAAAAUUUGACUUUUUGGGCGUUAACCACGGGUAACGAACCGCUCAAUGGCAUUGUCCCUGUGAACCGAUUCAAUUCUAUGGGCUGGACUCCGAUGUCUCACCGCGAAUGGAUCGGACGUCACAUGGGGCCUAGAUUAAGGAGUUCCGAACACAACAGCACGUUAUUGUUCGCCAUCGACGAUCAAAGGAUUGUAUUGCCUUGGUGGAUGAAAAUGCUUAUGAGCGACGAACAAUGUGCAAAAUAUAUCGACGGAAUAGCAGUGCAUUGGUACUUAGACUUUAUUGUUCCUGUCAAAGUUUUGAAUGAAGUGCACAAAAACUUUGGUGAUAAAAUCAUAAUGAACACUGAAGCGUCCCAAGGUGACAAGCCAUGGGAUUUCGUCAAAGUACAGUUGGGAAGUUGGGCCAGAGCUGAAAAUUAUGCGAACAACAUCAUCGACGAUUUAAAUCAUUGGGUGCAAGGAUGGGUGGAGUGGAAUUUAGCUUUAGACAUGAAGGGAGGUCCGACUUGGGUGUCUAACUUUAUCGACUCGCCCAUUAUUGUUGAUAAGACUAAAGAUGAAUUCUACAAGCAGCCAAUGUUUUAUGCGAUUGGACAUUUUUCAAAAUUUAUUUCCAGAGGUUCCAUUCGUAUAAAAUUAACACAGACAUCGGUUGUGAAGUCAGUUGGUUUUAAAAGGCCUGAUGGAGCCGUGGUUAUUGUUUUAUACAACAGGAGGAAUAAACCAGUCAAUAUUUCUAUUAGAGAUCCACAGCGAGGUGUUAUAGGUCUUAACUUACAAAAACAAUCUAUAAAUACACUAAUUUUUUGGUGAUAAUUAAAAUUGACAAUAUUUAUUACUGUUA